AUGAAUUUGAUUGCCAACUAUGUGGAUUUCGGCGCGCACCAAUGCUUGCCGGCUGUGCUACGCUGGUGUGACACUGCUGGCAUCUACCCGUUGUCACUGCUUGAUGCAGAAACACGAGCUCAGCUGUUGGAGACAUGGUCACGCUAUUCUGUCAUGCGGUCAAUCCAGAUGGAGGUACAUGUGCGGGGCCAUCAAUGGGAGAGGUUGCUUGCCAAUUCGUGUACCGGAACCAUGGUGCGGGUUCAGCCGAUGAUCACUCGGCUCGGGCGCACCAGCUACACGGUUCGGAACGAAGUGACGUCGUCCUCCUUGCCGCUGGCCACAGUGGAAACCGUGAUGGUGCAGUUGGAUGAGUCGCUGUCCAAAUCGGUGCCAUUGAGUUGCAGUGAGCAGUUGAAAUCCAUCCUGAAGCCGCAGAGUACUGCAACUGGAAUUAGAUGCCCAGUCGCCGGUAAGAGGCCUUCUGCUUGUUUUUCCUGGGGCUGUGAAGUGAGACCUUCAGAUUGUGACUUGCUGGGGCACAUGAACAAUGCCAGCUACAUCACACUGGUGGAAGAUGCCCGUCGAGCUGCUGGCUUGACCUUUGAUGUACAGGUCGCCUCGAUUGAAUACCUUCUCCAAGCCAAAGCCUUUGAACUCCUCCAGAUCGCCCUGUGGCGUGACCAGCCAUCCGCACAAGGUCAAUCGGUCAUCGGAUAUGAGAUGAAGGGAGAACAAGGGCUGGUGGCCAGAGGAAGUUUGGUCAGUUUCUUGGAAGCCAAGCUUUGA
Messenger RNA from Durusdinium trenchii, 768 nucleotides. The record is from the annotation of a GenBank genome assembly. NCBI's taxonomy places the organism in Eukaryota, Dinophyceae, Suessiales, Symbiodiniaceae.